Molecule: messenger RNA, 1942 nt
Organism: Pistacia vera
Lineage: Eukaryota; Viridiplantae; Streptophyta; Magnoliopsida; Sapindales; Anacardiaceae
Exons: 16
Coding region: 48-1685 (545 amino acids)
Source: RefSeq, a predicted model, not a curated record
UAAUUGCCUUAGAAACUCUCGACUCGUUGCCGACAAACUUUCAAAAAAUGACGGCCAAGAAAAUUUUCAAGUUUCCAGCGAAACUGAAGAAAACAAUUUUCCUACUGGCAGCCACUGGCCUCACUAUUCACGCCUCCAAUCGCUCCGAUUUUGUUUCGGAGAAAAUUACGGCUGGUGUCGACGGCGUCAUUCGCUCCUCCCGCGCAAUCUCCACCUUUGCUUUGACUGUUGCUGACUACAAAUAUUCUUUAUAUGGAUUAUCUACUGCUUCCGGUGAUUAUCGUCGCAAAUUAUCUGAGGUUCAUUUACGUUCAGCCAAGAGAAUUCUGCAAUUAUGUGAAACCAACAGAGGUUUCUAUGUAAAAGCGGGUCAGUUUGUUGCUGCGAUGCGGCAGGUUCCCAAAGAAUACUUUUUGACUCUUUCCUCGUUACAGGAUCAGGCGGUUCCUUGUCAUUUCAAAGCCAUAAAAGAAGUUCUAAUUAGCAAUCUGGGCCAAGAUUUCUCUGAAAUAUUUCUUUCUUUUGAUGAACAACCAAUAGCUGCUGCAUCUAUUGCCCAAGUACAUCAUGCGGUGUUGAGAGAUCAUCAAGAAGUCGCUAUUAAGGUGCAAUACCCAGGAAUAGAGCAUAAGAUGAGACUAGACACAACAAUUAUGUCUUUCCUUUCAAAGGCUGUUACAUGGUUUUUCCCUGAGUACAGGUUUGAGUGGCUGAUAUCAGAAUUUGGGGGAGCCAUUUCUUUGGAACUCGAUUUCAUUCAAGAGGCUAGAAAUGCUGAGAAAACGGCUGAGAACUUUAAAAACAAUGACAUAGUCCGGGUUCCUAAUGUUUUUUGGGAUUUGACCACUAAGCAUGUUUUGACAAUGGAGUUCUGUAGGGGGUGCAAGGUUGAUGAUCUGGAGUUUUUGAAGGAAAGAAGAAUAGAUGCAAUAAAGGUUGCAAAAGCAUUGUUAGAGGUGUUUGCAGAAAUGAUAUUUGUCCAUGGUUUUGUUCAUGGAGAUCCACACCCUGGUAAUAUAUUUGUUUCUCCAGAAGGUCAGAAUGGCUUUUCAUUGGUUCUUUUAGAUCAUGGAAUCUACAAAACUUUGGAUGAAGCAUUUAGAGUGGAAUAUUGUCAGCUGUGGAAAGCAUUGAUUCUUCUCGACUCCAACAAAAUAUAUCAUCUUGGUGAACGAUUUGGUGUUGGAAAGUAUUCUAAGUACUUCCCCCUCAUUUUUACAGGAAGAACUGUUGACAGUAAAUCUGCACUGGGGAAGGGAAUGUCAGUGGAAGAGAAAAGGAAAUUGAAGCCGGAAUUAGAGUCUCUAACGAUGGAGGAUAUAUCUUCUUUCAUGGAGUCUCUACCGCCUGACUUUCUAACAGUAUUUCGCACAGAUGGGCAUAUGAGGUCUGUAAUUAGCAAGUUGGGUGCACCACAACGGAUCAGGCUGCUGGCCUAUGCUAAGUAUUCCUUGUAUGGUCUCUCACCAAAGAUGAAUCCUAAAUCUGAUUUUGCCGGAGAAGUAUUGUUGUACAGAUUUAAGACACAUGCAAGCUACCUUCAACUGAGGCUUGUUCUUGAGUUACUAGAGCUACUUUCUUGGAUGCGGAGGUUUAAACAUCAUCUACAUAUCUUGCAUAGAAAGGUCAUUAGUUCCAUGAGGAGUGUGUUGACACUUUAUUUGAGUAUUGUAAUUAAGCAUUAAUUUGAUGAUUGGUUGGCUGGAGAUUGGCCUCUGUAUUUUCUCCUCCAUUGAUGUGGAGCUGGAGCGCAACUGGGAUUUUUCAGUUAAAUACAACAUUUAAUUUACUUCAAAUUCAAUUCCUUUUGUAUAAGAAUUCGUUAGCUUUCUGUUAUAUUGUUUUAAUGGCUACAUUUCCAUUAAAGCAUUUUAUAUAUUUUUUUCCAGCUUGACUAUCAUAGUUCGAGAAGAGUUCUUAUAGGAUGACUUUGUUUGAAUCC